AUGGAUCUCUACAAUGUUGUCGAUCCAGUCUCAUCGCUCUCACUCAACUCUACUGCUUCCUUGAUACAGCCUAUCAUGUAUUUCGUUUCCUCCGCGCUUCUCCUCGGCUCAGUCGCCCUACAGGGCGUUCUUGGCCGACCAGCUUUACAGGAGAGACAAUCUUCUCUCGACUCCUUCGUCAAGUCUGAGAGUUCGAUUGCUAUCGAGCAGCUCCUGUGCAAUAUUGGCUCUGAUGGCUGUAACUCACAGGGUGUUGCUUCUGGCGUGGUUAUCGCUUCUCCAGACACCGAGGACCCAGACUAUUUCUUCACUUGGACUAGAGAUGCUGCUCUUGUCUUUAAAUAUGUCAUAGACAGGUUCAUCAACCAGUACGACGCUGGCUUGCAGAAGAAAAUCCAACAGUACAUUGCCUCUCAAGCCAAGUUGCAGGGAGUUUCCAACCCUUCUGGUUCUCUCUCCGACGGUUCUGGCUUAGGAGAAGCCAAGUACGAAGUUGAUCUGAACCCCUUUACUGGCGGUUGGGGUCGACCUCAACGAGACGGCCCAGCUCUUAGGGCUACUGCUAUCAUCACUUAUGCCAACUGGUUGAUCGAGAAUGGCUACACUUCUACUGCCUCUGACAUUAUCUGGCCUGUUGUCCGCAACGAUCUUAACUACGUAGCUCAAUACUGGAACCAAACUGGGUUUGACUUGUGGGAAGAGGUCAAGGGAAGUUCAUUCUUCACCACCGCCUCUCAAUAUCGAGCCCUCAUUGAAGGCGCGGCUCUGGCUAAGAAACUUGGCAAGUCAGGAGACAACUACGCCGCCGUUGCUCCCCAGGCUCUCUGCUUCUUGCAGACUUACUGGAUUCCUUCCGGUAAAUACGUCGACUCCAACAUCAAUGUCAAUGACGGACGCACUGGCAAGGACGCCAACAGUAUCCUCACUUCCAUUCACAACUUCGACCCUGCUCUGAGCUGCGAUGCCGCUACUUUCCAACCAUGCAGUGACAAGGCUCUUGCCAACCACAAGGCCGUAACUGACUCUUUCCGCUCAUGGAACAUCAACAAGGGCAUCUCCCAGGGAAGUGCCGUAGCUGUUGGAAGAUAUGUCGAAGAUGUCUACUACAACGGCAACCCCUGGUAUCUUGCUACUCUUGCCGCCGCCGAACAGCUCUACGAUGCUCUCUAUGUCUGGAAGCAGAAGGGAUCCAUCACUGUCAACGACGUUUCACUCUCGUUCUUCAAGGAUCUUGUCUCCGGUAUUUCCACUGGCACCUACGCUAGCGACUCUGCAACCUUCAAGAGCAUCACCGACGCAGUUUCAAAAUAUGCUGAUGGAUAUGUGAGCAUCGUUCAGAAAUAUGUCGGCGACAACGGCGCCUUGGCAGAGCAAUUCGACAAGAACAACGGACGCCCCCUUUCUGCCACUGACCUGACCUGGUCAUAUGCCGCUUUCCUCUCUGCUGCUGAUCGCCGAGCCGGUAUUGUCCCUCCUUCUUGGGCGAGUGGCGCAGCUGCUGUUCCUCAACAGUGUGGAACUAAUACUGUUGUUGGCUCAUACUCGCUUGCAACUGCUACAUCGUUCCCAGCCUCGCAGACACCCAAGGGUGGUGUUCCAUCUCCUACAGGCACCCAGCCUACCAGCUCACCUACUUCUUGUGCUGUCGCAACUUCAGUUGCUGUCACAUUUGUUGAGACUGUUACCACAAACUUCGGCGAGACCAUCAAGAUUGUUGGCAAUAUUCCUGCCCUUGGUAACUGGGAUACCUCCAAGGCCGUUCCUCUGAGCGCUUCUGACUAUACCUCUUCUAACACUGUCUGGAAGGCCACCAUUCCUCUCAAAGCAGGACAAGACAUUCAGUACAAGUAUAUCAACGUGAAGAAGGACGGCUCUGUCACCUGGGAGAAGGACCCCAACCGCACAUACACUGUUCCCAAGACUUGUGCUACAAAGGCUACCAAGUCGGAUAAGUGGCAGUCCUAA
Fusarium coffeatum is the source of this 1965-nucleotide messenger RNA. RefSeq lists its product as uncharacterized. The transcript has 6 exons. Lineage: Eukaryota; Fungi; Ascomycota; Sordariomycetes; Hypocreales; Nectriaceae. Bases 1 to 1965 code for a protein of 654 amino acids. Gene Ontology annotation, molecular function: glucan 1,4-alpha-glucosidase activity; starch binding. Gene Ontology annotation, biological process: polysaccharide catabolic process. Gene Ontology annotation, cellular component: fungal-type vacuole. The record is from RefSeq and is a predicted model, not a curated record.